CGCAAAAAGGCGCCGUUUCCGUGCUCAAAAGCUCCGGUUCGGCGUUAUGAUGACGCCUUCUCAAUCAACCCAACCAUUCCACCGAUUCCCUCGUCGACAGCCGUAGUGUGCUCGGUGCCCGAUGCCAUGCUUUCCGUCCGUAGUCUGUACCACUACCGUAGUACCGUGCGCGUCUUAAGCAUCCGUGCACCUGGCCCAGUGACUGCCUGCCUUUGCCUUCCACUGGUUCGCUUCUCCCUCUCCUGUGCUUGGCUGCUGCUUGCCCGUUGAGCACAGCAGGGAGGCGAUGAGGGACUGGGCGCCGUCGAUCAUCGCCACGGCGCUGUUCGCGCUCCUGUGCCCGGGCGGCGUGCUGCAGAUGCCCGGCCGGCACCGCCCCGUCGACCUCAUGAACAUGAAGACCAGCUUCCCGUCCAUGCUCGUCCACGCCGUCAUCUACUUCCUGCUGCUCAUGCUCUUCCUCGUCAUCCUGCAGCCUCACCUCUACAUCUGACGUGAGCGUGUUCCCCACCCCUUCACAUAAGCUUCUAGCAUGUUUCAGUUUCUUCUUUCUUGGGAUGCAGUUUUGGGCCCUUUUAAUAGCUUUGUAACCUUAUGAACCAGAGGAUUAUAUACGUAAUAUGCGUUCUG
This is a messenger RNA of Zea mays, 630 nucleotides long. RefSeq lists its product as uncharacterized. The record is from RefSeq and is marked validated. Lineage: Eukaryota; Viridiplantae; Streptophyta; Magnoliopsida; Poales; Poaceae. The coding region runs from base 287 to 493 and encodes 68 amino acids. The transcript has a single exon.